This is a messenger RNA of Tarenaya hassleriana, 755 nucleotides long. RefSeq names its product non-symbiotic hemoglobin 2. Lineage: Eukaryota; Viridiplantae; Streptophyta; Magnoliopsida; Brassicales; Cleomaceae. Gene Ontology annotation, molecular function: oxygen binding; heme binding. The coding region runs from base 2 to 538 and encodes 178 amino acids. The transcript has 4 exons. The record is from RefSeq and is a predicted model, not a curated record.
UAUGUAUGUGUGUGGCAAAUUGAUCUCUCCAUCGAGAGAGAGAGAGAGAGGGAGAGAGAGAGAGAUGGGAGAGAUAAGUUUCACAGAGAAGCAAGAAGCACUGGUGAAGGAGUCAUGGGAGAUACUGAAGCAAGACAUUCCCAAACACAGCCUUCACUUCUUCUCACAGAUACUAGAGAUAGCACCGGCAGCAAAGAACAUGUUCUCUUUUCUAAGAGACUCCGAUGAAAUCCCACAAAACAACCCCAAACUCAAGGCUCAUGCUGUUAAAGUCUUCAAGAUGACAUGUGAGUCGGCAAUACAACUAAGGGAGAAGGGAGAGGUGAUUGUGGCUGAUACAACCCUCGAGUAUCUGGGCUCUCUUCAUCUCAGCAACGGCGUUCUCCUUCCUCACUUUGAGGUGGUGAAGGAGGCAUUGCUGAGGACAGUGAAGGAAGGGGUCGGAGACAAACACACGGAGGAGAUGAGGGAGGCUUGGUCUCUAGCCUAUGACCACUUGGCUUCUGCCAUCGUCGCCCACAUGAAACCCGGCCCUUGAAACAUAGCCCAUUCAUUGUCCCAUAUCCACAUCUUCUACAUUUACAUAUACAUAUACAUGUACAUGUGUAUAUAUACAUGUUUGUAUGUGUAUGAAUAACUAUAAGCAUGUCAUGUGAUGUGUAUGUUGCUAUGUUGCUCUCUCAAGCUUCCUUCCUCUUUUGUCAUUGUGAUGUUGUGUUGAUUCUGUUUUAAUGAAUUUGCUGUUCAAUUGGAGA